AUGCACGAUGAGAGCGACACGAGCGUUCCACUGGUUUCGUCAACUUUCGCAGAAUAUCAGAAUAUUCUACUGGUUUUAUUCCUUCUCGCGCAGCUGUUCGCCUUCUUCUUUUGUGUGCUGCAUUUUCUAUCUGGCUUCAUCAAACUCGGAUCAUGUGAAGAAUGUCUCUAUGAUGCAGCAGCCCUUUUAGCUGCGUCUUUAUGUACGGUUGGUUGCAUAAUUUUUUACAUUGUCACUCGCAGAACUCAAGAAAACAGCUAUUCGCCCGCACAAGUGGAAACAACUCGGAAUGAGUCGGAUCUCAUCUCAAGCACAACGACGAGCAUAUCAUUUUGGUUGAUGGUCGUUGGUACGGUAUUCUAUACUGUAGUGGCAGCGAUUUGUGUUGUCCUUCAUAAGAGCUGUAAGAAAAACGCUCGCAUUCUACCAGAACCGUUCUACGAAGCAGAUGGGCAGAAGGGCGCUCGAAAGAUCACAUUCGAUGCAUCGAGUGAACGGAGGCGGUUCGAUUACGAUGACGAUGGCUUCUCAAUGCCGUCAGUCCGAAAGCUGACACCUCAUCCGCGAUCGUGUUCCAUCAUCACUACUGAUUGA
Molecule: messenger RNA, 594 nt
Organism: Anisakis simplex (herring worm)
Lineage: Eukaryota; Metazoa; Nematoda; Chromadorea; Rhabditida; Anisakidae
Source: the annotation of a GenBank genome assembly